Messenger RNA from Aureobasidium vineae, 1188 nucleotides. The record is from the annotation of a GenBank genome assembly. NCBI's taxonomy places the organism in Eukaryota, Fungi, Ascomycota, Dothideomycetes, Dothideales, Saccotheciaceae.
AUGGCUUCUGAUACGUUAGAAGGCCAGUGCCUCACGCUGUUCGCUGUGACCACGUUCUUCUGCGUCGUCUGCUUUGUGUUGGUUACACUACGAUGCUGUACUAGAAUAUCGAUCAAAGGAUUUGGCUCGGACGAUUGGCUCAUGCUCAUUGGCACGGUACUACUCUCUGAUGCUCACGCUUUGUUGAGCUUUGCUGAUUCCGCUACANNGAUAUUUGGCAUCAUGACAUUUGCCGCAGUCCUCUGCGGUUGUAAAGCAGGCUUAGGCCAACACGACUAUGAUCUUGAUGAAGGUGAUUACUCAAAGAUCAAGCGCGUACGACAUCUGCUGCCAGACAUUGCAAACUCAGUUGACCUUCUUCCANNGGCUCUCAUGACGUUCCAGAUACUCUACUGCGCUAGUCUCAUCUUUAUCAAAAGUAGUAUCUGCGUCGCUCUUAUCCGUCUGGUCAUAGCCAAACGCCUAUUGUACACCCUCUACGCUAUCCUGGCUCUCAGUGCGAGCUACGGAUUCGUCACCAUGAUGACAGUAUUAUUGCAAUGCAAACCUCUAAAAGCAACCUGGGAUCCAUCCGCAGGCACAUGUUCAAGUCAGGCCAUCAUUGUACACAUAUCGUACUUUGUAACGGCAUGCUCAAUCACGACCGAUUUUGCUUGUGCUGUUAUGCCUUUCGUCAUCCUGUGGAAUCUGCAGAUGAGAAAGAGGCUCAAGUUUACAGUCGCGGCAAUGCUGAGUCUCGGUUUCUUAGCGAGUGCGGCGACCAUUGUUCGUAUCAAGUACCUGGACUCUUACUUUGCGACACAUGAUCUUGCAUUCAAAGUCUCCAACGUCGUCCUCUGGUCGAUCGUCGAAACCGGCAUCGCCAUCAUCGUCCGCUCUAUUCCUUCCCUCAAACCUCUCGUCAAGUCCAUCGCUUUCUUCGGCACCCACCAUUCCCGCACCGGGAAGAGAACUCUCAACCCUCAUAGCGAGCAGCAAUCUUUCGCCAUGAGAUCUCCUGCGCCUUACAAUCAUAAGACACAAAUCUCGUGUCCAAGCGCCAAGGAUCGAAACUCGAGAGACAACGAUAGCAUGAAGGACUCGCUGAUAAACGACCCGGAAACUAUACUCGUGCGCUCCGAGGUUCAAAUCGAAGAAGGUUCCCGACCGAACACUGGAUAUAAAAGCUUCAGGAGUUUCACAUUCUGA